Molecule: messenger RNA, 1050 nt
Organism: Physcomitrium patens
Lineage: Eukaryota; Viridiplantae; Streptophyta; Bryopsida; Funariales; Funariaceae
Product: proteasome subunit alpha type-2-A
Biological process (GO): ubiquitin-dependent protein catabolic process
Cellular component (GO): proteasome core complex, alpha-subunit complex; proteasome core complex
Source: RefSeq, a predicted model, not a curated record
AAGCUUGGGGCUCAAACCAUCUCCUCCGACUCCCGCACCGAUCUGCUAUUCCAUCGCUGCAUCUAUCAUCGGACCUCUUGUUUGGCAAUCUUCAGCUUCGCCAGUGCAGCAUACCCACCUAUACAUCCCUUGUUGCUGUGGGGAACCUUCAAUUUCAGCUAUGGGAGACAGCCAGUACUCGUUUUCGCUCACCACUUUCAGUCCGUCUGGAAAAUUGGUGCAGAUCGAAUAUGCCUUGAUGGCUGUAGGUGCAGGUCAAACUUCUCUCGGGAUCAAAGCUUCGAACGGGGUGGUGAUUGCCACAGAGAAGAAGCUCCCUUCAAUUCUUGUCGAUGAAUCUUCGAUAAACAAGAUUCAGUCACUGACGCCAAAUAUCGGAGUCGUCUACAGUGGUAUGGGUCCUGAUUCUCGUGUCUUAGUUCGCAAAAGCCGGAAGCAAGCACAAACGUAUCAGCGACUUUAUCAGGAACCCAUUCCAUUGUCGCAAUUGGUUAGAGAGACAGCUGCAGUGAUGCAGGAGUUCACACAAUCAGGAGGUGUGAGACCUUUUGGCGUGUCCCUACUGGUGGCUGGGUAUGAUGAUAAUGGUCCUCAACUCUAUCAGGUGGAUCCUUCAGGAUCGUACUUCUCAUGGAAGGCAUCAGCAAUAGGCAAGAAUGUGUCCAAUGCCAAGACUUUCCUAGAGAAAAGGUAUACCGAUGACAUGGAACUCGAAGACGCUAUUCACACAGCGAUUCUUACCUUGAAGGAAGGGUUUGAAGGUCAAAUAUCGGGGAAGAAUAUCGAGAUUGGCAUCAUUGAUGACAAGCGUGUUUUCAAAGUUUUAACACCAGCGGAAGUUGAAGAUUAUCUUGCCGAAGUCGAGUAAACUUACAAGACUGAGAUUACUGAUCAAUUGUUCUGGUGUAUAGAGGAUGUAUCUCUAGACAGGUUGGCCACUGUUAUUCGUUUAGUUUUCAAUUUACUGGGAUUCGAAGUGAACAUUUUGAAGUUGCAGAUUACAUCACAAUUUCACAUCAAUGCAGUAAACAUCUUUCCCUUCUUGUGUCA